Monosiga brevicollis MX1 is the source of this 3222-nucleotide messenger RNA. RefSeq lists its product as uncharacterized. Gene Ontology annotation, molecular function: protein binding. The transcript is spliced from 13 exons. Lineage: Eukaryota; Choanoflagellata; Craspedida; Salpingoecidae. The record is from RefSeq and is a predicted model, not a curated record. Bases 1 to 3222 code for a protein of 1073 amino acids.
AUGCAGUCUGCGGGUCUCCAGGUUUUGCUGUGGCUGGUGCUCUUGACUCACAACAGCAUACAGUGCGCCGCUCAGCUGCAUGUUGCUUGGCCUGCCGGUAUAGUGCAGCUGGUGCACGAUGAAACGGUCCUUGCAGCCGGCGCGGGCGACUCUCUUUCGCUCCUGCUGAGUCUGCAGGCUUGCCCCUCCCCUGGCACCGGGGCCCCACCAGAGCAACAACAUGACCUGCACUUGGCGGCUCCCACCGCCCUGGACUCAACGACCCUGCUGGCUCGCAUGCAAUGGGAUACCAUCACGCUCUGGUCUCAGCUCAUCGACACCGCUGCAGCACCAUCUACAAAUCUAACCGUCUGUCUGGGUUGGCCGACUGGCACGUGGCAAAAUACCACGCUCACUUGGCACGAUACGCCAGCUCAUACCACGGCCAAACUGAUACUGCGCAUGGAUGGGGGCUACGAUGUCGCCCUAUCCGCCAAUGGACCACUCCACUGGAGCGCGACGUCCUGCAUUGCUCAGCUCAAUCACGUCUCCCUGACCCUGGCUGCUCCAGUGAAUCCAGAUCCCCCAAGCAUAACCUGGAGCACAACACUGCAGCUUCGCAUCAUAACGCCCGAGCGCUUGGCACAGGCACUCAGCUUGGGCUCUUCCCAGCAGCUCGAUGUUGCCCACUGUGUCGACACCCCACUGGUCAAGCUGAGCAGUGGUUUAGCCAAUGUCACGGUCGCCGUUGAAGCCGCAGCUAGGACGGCGGCCUUGAAUCUGCUUCAGCCACAGCUGUCCACACUUAGCGUCCAAGCCUCUUAUCAAGAGCAGCUCGGGGUCUUGACGCUCCAGCCUAUGCCAGGCUGGGCAGCGCUCGAUUGGUCCCAGCUCUUUUUGGCAGCGACUGAAACAAGUGACAUACAACAUGGCCUCAACCUGCAGAGCAAUGCCAGCGUCCUGACAGCAACCCCGCAGCUAUGGCAGGCAGCCCUACACCUUGAUGCUGCCAACCAGGCCCGGCAGUGGCUCUCCCUCAGCGAUGGCGCGCCCGGCUUGUGGUUGUUGGCCGCACCCAGUCCUCACGAUGCGCCACUGGCUCGAGCCAUGACCACCUAUCUGCCGGGCUCAAUUUCUCCGACCGCUGUUUACGCCAGCGCUGGCGAGUUGCCCUCUACACUCCUGCCCGCGCUCAGUGCCAUUUCGCUUGACCUCACCGCGCAGCGCCUGCGGCUUACGAGCCAGUCCAAUGAUUUGGCAGCUGAGCAGCUGAACCGCCUUCGCUUCCGCUUGUCAGAAGAUCCAGUCACGGCAGCAGACCACCGGUCCGUUCAACUCGUGACUCCACGCACCUGGCGACCCGAUGAAACUGAGGCGACGGGAUUAUGGACGCCCUUAAGCCAAGACGAGCUACAAGCCCUGCUCGCCAUUGGUCGGCUGCUCAACGCCACACUUAGUGCGGAGCAGAACGAGCUGCAACGAACCCUUGCGCUCACGCUGAGCUGGUCCCAGCCCGUCGUGCCAAACUCAUCCGACUGGAUCAUCACUUUGCAGCACGGCAGGCAAGUCAACUGCAUUUGCAUCGUCUUUAUUCCCUCCUCGCUACCUUUUCCGACCUGCCUGACGGCUACAAGUGCCCCGCAAGCCACAAACUCGUGGUCAUUGGUGCCUACAAAGCAACGUGCCGCACAACUCCUGUUGCACUCAGCGGAAGCCUUUGCUUAUCUGUGGCGCACCGAGCCCAUGGAUACCAUCUGUCUAAUGCUUCAUGACAAGCUGGUCAUGUCGCGCCAAGGCGUGGCUAACCGCCACGUCACCAAGUCUCUCGACGUGCCGAGCGCUGCUUUUGUUCGGCCUCGCGUCUCAAGGGCUUGGCUCGACUUGAGCACGGAUACCAUCGUGUUGGAUCUGACCCGCCCCAGCCAGCUUGAAGGCACCACUUUACGUCUACAGAUAGAGUUUGUGGCCAUCUCAGACACGGCAUCCAUCCCCGUACACUUGGCCUCUAUGUACAACGACACACGGCUCCUGAUACCCCUUUCCAACUCGGCAGCCAGUUGGUUCAAGCUUGGAGCCUUCAACUCCCAGCCGAGCUCGGUGUUGCACAUUCCCGAAGGUCUGGUAGCCAACGCCUUUGGAGUGGACAAUGGAAAAGCUACGGUGGCACUUCAGAUCCAGCCCGAUGUUCAGGGUCCGCAAUGGCGCAGCUUUGAGUUUAUUCCUAGCAAAAAGCGCCUCUUUGUUUCAUUUAGCGAACCAGUACAGCUGAGUACCUUGGACGUCUCAGCCCUGGUGUUUGACCCGACAAAUGAAAGCUUUGUCCUACCCACCGAUGGGGUGAUUGUGCAGGAGGAUCCGAUGUUCUGGGGCAGUGAGGUUAUCUUACAGCUGGACAGCACAGUCAAUCUGCAGCUACAGCAGUUGCUGCUGCAGCGCACAUCCGGUGGAGCUCAGCUGGAGGUGAGCGCCCGCGGCCCCAUGGUAGCUGAUCUCAGCGGCAAUUUCAUGCCAGCGACGAAUCUGGAUGUACGCUCAAGCUUUGUGAUCCUUCGUGGAGCCCUGGAUCUUGAGCAAAGCACGUCCCCCACGAGUACGCACGAACGACGGCGUGCCAGCAACAUUGCAGUGGCCAGUGUGUCUGCCGUGGUGCUGGUGGUUUGUACCAUUCUGCUAAUCCACCGACAGCAGAGCACCGCAUCCAUCUACCAAUCACCACCCCAUUCCCGACGCACCAGUGAUGUAAAUUUGCUCAGUGGUGUGCCCAAUGUGCUAAAUUUGGGCGUUGAGCUCAGGUCUCGCAAUGAGGGCGAUCCCAUUUACACCGCCUUGGAAACAUUCAGCGACACAUCAACCCACAACGGGAAUCUACCACCUCCCCCGCGUCAGCGACGCCGUGACUCAUUGCAGGCUGAGUUUCCCGCGGUGACUCACCGGGCCCUGGGUGAUUACACGGCUGUGAGCUCGGAGGAACUCUCCCUACGAGCCAAUCAACCGCUGCGGGUGCUUGAGAUUGACAACGAAACUCGAAUGGCCAAAUGCGUCACCAAGCUAGGCAAAGAGGGCCGUGUCCCCAUGUAUCUACUUCAGGCUCUAGAUGACAUGUCAGAGGCGCCGUCCAGGACGUCGCUGAACUCGGCCGUGCGUCGUGUGCAGCGCCUUGUGUUGCAAGCCAAGCGCGCCACGCAACUGUCCAACAUGCUGUCGGCCGUCGAGGGUGAGGACUUGAGCGUAGAUCAAGUUUGA